Messenger RNA from Capsicum annuum, 969 nucleotides. Its product is annotated as 3-oxoacyl-[acyl-carrier-protein] reductase 4-like. Gene Ontology annotation, molecular function: 3-oxoacyl-[acyl-carrier-protein] reductase (NADPH) activity; NAD binding. Lineage: Eukaryota; Viridiplantae; Streptophyta; Magnoliopsida; Solanales; Solanaceae. The record is from RefSeq and is marked provisional. Gene Ontology annotation, biological process: fatty acid biosynthetic process. Bases 1 to 969 code for a protein of 322 amino acids. The transcript is spliced from 11 exons.
AUGGCCACUCUCGCCUUCAAUUCCGUCGCCGCCACCUCCCGCUCCUCCGCUGCCGCAUCCGUCGCCAGCUCCUGCAUUCGGCGCCAGCUGUCGCAUCUCCGUCUUCCUUCUGCUCCUAUUCAGACAUCACUUUCCUUGCAGCGCUGGUCUUCCUCUUCUUCCGCCGCUUCAGGUGUGAGGGCUCAGGUGGCAACCACCGAACAAGCUGGAGUUGAGGCUGCUGCAAAAGUUGAAGCUCCAGUUGUAAUUGUCACUGGUGCUUCUAGAGGAAUCGGGAAGGAAAUUGCUUUGGCUUUGGGAAAGGCUGGUUGUAAGGUCCUAGUGAACUAUGCGAGAUCUUCAAAGGAGGCUGAAGAAGUUUCCAAAGAGAUUGAAGCAUGUGGCGGCGAAGCCUUGGCUUUUGGAGGCGAUGUUUCGAAAGAAGAAGAUGUAGAAUCCAUGAUAAAAACUGUGGUUGAUCGAUGGGGAACAAUUGAUGUCUUAAUCAAUAAUGCAGGUAUCACACGUGAUACCUUGUUGAUGAGAAUGAAGAAGUCUCAGUGGCAGGAGGUUAUUGACUUGAAUCUUACUGGAGUUUUUCUCUGCACACAGGCUGCAGCUAAAAUCAUGAUGAAAAAGAAAAAGGGAAGAAUCAUCAACAUAUCUUCUGUUGUUGGUUUAGUUGGCAAUGCAGGGCAAGCCAACUAUAGUGCUGCUAAAGCAGGAGUCAUUGGCUUAACCAAGAGUGUUGCAAAAGAAUAUGCCAGCAGGAAUAUUACUGUCAAUGCUGUUGCCCCUGGAUUUAUUGCAUCUGAUAUGACUGCCCAGCUAAGUGAAGACAUUGAAAAGAAAAUUUUGCAAAGUAUUCCGUUAGGACGCUAUGGUCAACCUGAAGAUGUUGCUGGACUAGUGGAAUUCCUGGCACUCAAUCCGGCAGCCAGCUAUAUUACCGGACAGGUUUUGACCAUAGAUGGAGGGAUGGUUAUGUAG